AUGUCGACCCCGUCAGAUCGCCCCGACACACACGAUGCAAGCCAGGCCUCAACGCAGCAACAUGCUCUCGGAAUCCCACGACCCCCUUCGGUUGGGGGAAUCUCAUCUCGAGUGACGGAUGAGGACGGAGAGCGAACUCCGUCUUAUACGUCACCACCCCCUCAGCCGCAGUCUAGGUCAUCGGUGUCUCGUCGUGGCCCGCCUCCAACCCGGAACUCCAUCACUAGUCAAGGGACUAGCAGACCUGGCAGCUCGGGGAGUAGGCUGAGCAGGUCACACAUACCGUCUCUGACAGCACAAGGAUUCUUUCGUCCCAUGAGUUCGCAACGACUGCAGGCACACCGAGGGACGCGGCCCAUGACGAAGGGGACGGUCUCGUCAUCCGACGAAUGGACCCAACAGGGCGGCCAACACCGAGGAAGCUUGGUCUCCAACAGCACAGUCCCCCAAGGGUCUCUUCCUGAGAUGGAGGUUCCGCCGUCUCGGGGCACGGAGUUCACAGAUCCCAUCAUUCCUGACCGCAAUACCUCGAAUGCUAGCCCCACGAAUAACACGACUAUUCGGAGUCUGGGUGAGAGCGUUCGGCUGCUGCGGGAUCGAGAUCAGAAGAAUAAGCCCCAGCGCCUCAAUUUGGGUGCUAACUACACAGGAAAUGCCGUACAAGAGGCACCACCACCAAAAUCACCUCUUUCGUUCCUCUCGUUGCAAAACAGGGGCGCGGGACACAACAACCACGAUUCGCGUAGCCAUCAAGGGCAUGAGCACCUUUCUUCCGCUGGAUCAUCCCCAGGCCCUCUUGAUGUGAAGAAACCUCAGCUUCCAAGAACGAACCUGGGCAGAAACUAUGAAUAUUUCCUUGGCAACACGCUCUUCUGCGGAAAAGGGCGUUUCCAAAAUUCUCGGGAUAAGCCUGUCAACAUUGCAACAGGCUUAUUGCUGGUUAUUCCCUCAGCGUUGUUUUUUGCGUUCUCGGGCCCUUGGUUGUGGCACAACAUCUCCCCGGCUAUUCCCAUCGUGUAUGCCUACAUAUUCUACGUGUGUUUUUCGUCUUUUGUUCACGCCUCUGUUGUCGAUCCCGGAGUCAUGCCUCGCAAUGUCCACCCCAUGCCUCAUUCCGAAUCUACAGACGAUCCUUUGGUACUUGGCCCACCCACCAAUGACUGGGUGAUGGUCAAGCUUGCCACGUCUGACGUGGCUGCCAUGGAUGUACCUGUGAAGUUCUGUAAGACAUGUAAUAUUUGGCGACCCCCUCGCUGCUACCACUGUCGAGUCUGCAACAAUUGUGUCGAAACCCUUGAUCAUCACUGCGUGUGGCUCAACAAUUGCGUUGGCCGCCGAAACUAUCGCUACUUCUUUACCUUUGUCAGCUUCUGCACAAUCCUCUCUCUUUUCUUGAUCGGUGCCAGUUUGGCACACAUCUUGGUCUACAUGUCUCGAGAGAGCGUGUCUUUUGGAGCUGCGAUCUCCAAGUGGAGAGUGCCAUGGGCCAUGGUGAUCUACGGUGUUGUCGCAGUGCCGUAUCCCACCUCGCUGUGGGCGUACCAUCUCUUCCUCACCGGCCGCGGCGAGACCACCAGAGAAUAUCUCAACUCGCACAAGUUUGCCAAGUCUGACCGACAUCGACCCUUCACACAGGGCAACGUCUUCAAGAACUGGCUUGCCGUUCUUGGACGCCCUCGGCCCCCUACCUACAUGCAGUUCAAGGAGCAGUACCAAGAUGGUGAUCAGCGCCUCGGCACACAGAAGCGCAAGUACCGUGUGCCAGAUGUCGAAUCCCAAGCCAUUGAGAUGCAGCAUGUUGGCCCCCCACCAAGGCUAAGCAAUCACCUCCAACAAACGAAUCAUUUGUUCCUGCCGGCCUACGGACCGCUAUGA
Molecule: messenger RNA, 1875 nt
Organism: Penicillium brevicompactum
Lineage: Eukaryota; Fungi; Ascomycota; Eurotiomycetes; Eurotiales; Aspergillaceae
Gene: erf2
Product: palmitoyltransferase ERF2
Exons: 3
Coding region: 1-1875 (624 amino acids)
Biological process (GO): protein targeting to membrane; peptidyl-L-cysteine S-palmitoylation
Cellular component (GO): endoplasmic reticulum; Golgi apparatus
Molecular function (GO): protein-cysteine S-palmitoyltransferase activity
Source: RefSeq, a predicted model, not a curated record